Messenger RNA from Oikopleura dioica, 1560 nucleotides. NCBI's taxonomy places the organism in Eukaryota, Metazoa, Chordata, Appendicularia, Copelata, Oikopleuridae. The record is from the annotation of a GenBank genome assembly.
AUGGAGACUUUGUUGAAAUUUGAAGAAAAUUUAUUGGAAAAGCUUUUACUAAAAUUGGAAGAGAAAGUAGAGAAACUCGCUUUUUUGGAAGAAAAAAUUGAAGAAAUGCAAAAAGAACGAGAAAGCCAGGGAAACGAGCAUUUGAGUCACCCAGUGAAUCAAUUCAAGCUGAUCCGGCGCUUCUCAAAAGACUGGCACGAGAUCUCCGAGAGUCUCACUUCCCACUCGCCAGAAUCUGACUUGAUCAGUCAAAUUAAACCGCUCACCAGCAAAGUUCAAGACACAAAAAGUGCUGAGAUUGCUGAAAAUGGCCUGUUGCGUCUCCAAGAGACCUACUUUCUUUCUGCGGCGGAUCUUCAACAAGGCUUGGGAGAAUUCUACAAUGGAGGAAUGGAAAAGGAUCUCCCUAAGUUAACUGCGAAGGACUGUUUCGAUAUAGGAAGACGAGCUUACAUGAACGGCGGUUCUAUGCGCGUCGUCCAUGACUGGAUGAAGUUGACUCUCCAAAACGCAGACAAAGAAAAAGAUUUCGACCUGAUGAUCGACGCUUUGGACCACUUGGCGUACGCGAAAUCGCAGAUUGGCGACCAGCGAGGAGCGCUGAUGAUUUACAAUAAACUCAAAUCGCUGCAGCCAGACGAAAAGCGAUACGAGCAAAACGUCAAUUACUACGGGCGAAAGUGGAUUGAACGAGCGAGGGGUGAAACCGAACAAGAAGGGAUGGACCAUUCGAAACUGUCCACCCGCGCGGCUGAUCAUCGGCCAGAGAGGGAAGAAACGGAGUAUUAUGAAAAACUCUGCCGGAUGCCCAACGAACUUCCUGAAGAAAAACUGCUGAGGUGCUUCUAUUGGUCCAACAAUGAUCAUCCCUUUUUGAUGCUAGGACCAGUCAAAGCGGAAGAACUCUGGGACGAGCCAGAAAUCAUCCGAUUCUACGAAAUAAUCACGGAUGAAGAGCUCGAGAUUAUUAAUAAACAAGCGAGGCCAAAGUCCAAUCUUGCCACAGUACAGGACCCGAUCACAGGAAAACUUGUAAAUGCAGAUUAUCGAAUUUCGGAAUCAGCUUGGCUACCGGCCAACACAGACUCCGAGGAAGAUCAGAAAUUGAGGCAAUUUCGCAACAGAAUUUCAAUCAUUACAGGGCUCACGAUGGAGAGAGCCGAGGAUAUUCAGUACUCGAACUAUGGUAUUGGCGGUCAAUACGAGCCGCACUACGAUAUGUCGACUGAAAACGACGCUGGAAAAUUCGACGAAGAAGACGGAAAUCGCAUCGCUACCUGGUUGACUUAUCUCAACGAGCCCAAACAUGGCGGAGACACGGCGUUUCUAGGGCCAGGAAUCAAAGCCGAGCCGAUCCACAAAUCCGCCGUCUUCUGGUACAAUCUGCUGCGCGACGGCUCUUGUGAUUACAGAACGCGACAUGCCGCCUGCCCAGUUUUAAUAGGACAGAAAACUGUUUCGAACAUUUGGUUCCACGAACGAGGCGAAGAAUUUUCGCGGAAAUGCCUUCUCAAUCAAACUGAUAAGAGCACAUUAAACAUGUUCCCUGAUAUUUAUUAA